AUGGCGCCUUCUCGCAUUGAUGUACCCGAGCCUACGAGCAUUCCCAACCCUCUGAAGUCUCAUCAAAGCACAAAGCAAGAAACCCAUUACGGUGACUUUCGUGAUGAUUUCUUCAAGAAUGGGUACACAGUCAUCAAGGGCGUUCUGAGCAAGGAGCGCGCCCGUGAGUACCAGAGCGAGGCACUCACCUGGCUGGAGUCAUUCAAUAUCGGAUUCGACCGCAAUGACAGAAGCACGUGGAAGAAAGAAAACCUGCCCCAAAGCUUCAAAGGUGGAAUGUAUCUUCACUUUGCUGCGGCACACGAGAAGUACAUGUGGGAUGUCAGAACCGAGCCAGGAGUUAUUGAGCCAUUUGCCAAGCUCUGGGGAACCGAUGAACUAGUUGUCUCCUUCGAUACCGUCAAUAUCACACUCCCUCAAUCCAUCGUUGGGGAGUAUGAUUCCAAGCCCUGGCCUCACUGUGACCAGGCUCCAGAGCGCAAGGGUUUGGCUUGUGUUCAAGGCAUUGUGAACCUAUCCGAAUCUGGACCGAAUGAUGGUGGCCUCGUCGUCAUGAAGGGGUCCGCCGCUCUCUUCGACAAGUUCUUCGAAGAGAACCCAGUGACGGGCCCCAUGCCAUGGCGAACUGCUAAGCACAAGGACUUCCACCCAUUCUCCGACAAAGAUCUGGACUGGUACCGCGAGCACGGCUGUGAGUUGAUCAAAGUCUGCGCCGAACCGGGUGACUUGAUUUUGUGGGACUCGCGUGAGAUGCACUGGGCGCAGUUUGGAGACUCCGAUCUUAUUCGCACAAUUGUCUACGCGACCUACACACCCGCGGCCUGGAUGACUGAGGAAGACCGAGCCGCAAAGAAGGAGCUAUUUGAGAAUUAUGAGACUACGACCCAUUGGCCACAUACCAAUCUUUACACCCAUGGCAAAGCAACAAUCAAGGUGGAUGGAGAGGAAGUGCCAGACCCGCUGGAAAGGGAUGAGCCUCUUACCAAGCCAGUGAAGACUGAGAGGCUGUUGCAGCUAGCUGGUGUUGUUCCCUAUUGA
This is a messenger RNA of Aspergillus oryzae RIB40, 1038 nucleotides long. RefSeq names its product phytanoyl-CoA dioxygenase family protein. NCBI's taxonomy places the organism in Eukaryota, Fungi, Ascomycota, Eurotiomycetes, Eurotiales, Aspergillaceae. The record is from RefSeq and is a predicted model, not a curated record. The coding region runs from base 1 to 1038 and encodes 345 amino acids. The transcript has 2 exons.